AUGAUAUACAAAUUUCUCCUCGUUUUUGCGAUAAUUCGACCCACUUUUUCCCAAUUCUCUCCACAAUUCGACGCAUCACAAUGUGAAAUUUCAAAAGGAUGUCAUAUCCCGGAGCCAUCACAAUCCAAUGGAAUGGGCGUGGCCUGGAAUCUUUUAGACGACGAGACGCUCGAAUUGGAGUUAUUUGUGAAUGCGGAACAAGAGAAUGGACGAUAUGUGGCUGUUGGGUUUUCAGAUGAUGAGCACAUGGGAAACGAGCCAGUCAUCGAGUGUUCAGCAAUCGGAACCCAACCAGCAAGUAUGAAAUUUUCGUUCGAUAAAACGUCAGGAAAAGGGAAUCAGCGGAUUUCAGGGGACCACUCCGCCCACUUCACCGACACAACCGCUUCAUUCCAAAACGGAGUAUUAUAUUGUAGAUCAAAAGUGAAAGUGUCUGGAUCUGACUCAGAUCCGAAUGUAUUCAAAUUCGAUCCAUCGAAAGACUAUUAUCUCCUUUUGGCAAAUGGAAAAACGACAGCGAAAGGGUUGGGAUAUCACAAGGAGAUGUCGUCAGUCUCACGGAAAGUUCGGUUGGCUGAGAAUUCCCCCGGAUUUGACAACUCGGAAUGCGGGAAAACAAAAGGUUGCACAAUUCCUCACAAUUGCCCUUACAUGAACGGUGAAGCAGUCGGAGCAUCCUAUCGAGUCGUCGAUUCCACACAAAUCGAGUUCGAAAUUUUCGGACCAGCCAACACGACUGUCAACCAGAAUGUCUACGUGGCACUCGGAUUUUCGGAUCAUGAAAAAAUGGACCAAAUCAGUGUGAUCGAGUGCUCUCAAAUCGGUUCCGAGCAGUCUCCCACCAUGAAAUUCAGUUAUAAUCCUGGUUUCUACAAUGCUCGAAUCGCUGGAGAGCCCGCGAUCCGAGCGAAACUCAUUAAACAAUCGAUUGGAAGAAUCGCUGAUGGACAGAUCUAUUGUAAAGGAGUUGUGAAUGUGGGAGGAGACGCAGACAACUCACAAAUAUUUAAAUGGAAUCAGACACAGGGAUAUCAUUUGAUGUUUGCUGCUGGAUUUACGAACGUCACCGACCUCACCCAGCACACCGGGUCCUGCCCCUCGGGCAUUACAUACCUCGACCAAGUAAACGGUUUCGACGCCACGACGUGUGGAGACAAGAAGGGAUGUUUCAUGCCAACUGACUGCGUGAAUGUCACUGAUUGUUCCGGAAUCCGAUCGUCAUGGGCGGUACUUCCCAACAAUCAACUCCACGUGGAAAUCACUGGAAACGUGGAUUCCACGAAUCAAUACGUGGCAAUGGGAUUCUCGACGAGUGGAAAAAUGGGAAAUACGAGUGUUAUCGAGUGUUCGAGUUUCGAUAAUGGAGAAUAUUCAAUGACUUUUUCCUACAAUUAUGUGACUGAAGACUAUCAAAACAUUCGACCAAUCACUGAUGUCUCCGGUCUUUUUACGAAUCGACGUGUCCAAUUUGUCGACGGAGUCUUAUAUUGCUCCGCAGAUGUUAAAGUAGCGGGAAUGGCCAAUGAUCCGACUGUCUUCCGAUAUCAACCCGAUACAAACUACACUAUUAUUAUGGCGAAGGGCGUCACGAGAACCAAUGGAACUCAGAAAUCACUGGGAUAUCAUCGGACAGUGAGAAGUUUCACUCCGUACUCUCAGACAUUGUCGGCUUAUGCACCACCGGCCACUCCAACACCACCAACUGGAAAGGGAUCAUUCGAUGCCUCCGAGUGUACCCACUCGAAAGCUUGCUACCAACCGAACGCCAACGAUGCUGUCUCUUAUCGUGUCAUUAGUGAUUCUUCCAUCGAAUUCGAGUUCUCCUCGACACAAUCUUCGUCUACGGGGGUUUACUUGGCACUCGGAUUCUCAGCAGAUGGUAACAUGGGACCGGCUGAUGUCAUUGAGUGUUCGUCUCUCGGAAAUCAACCACUUUCCAUGAAAUUCUCGUCGAAUAGUGCGUCGACGAAUAGCAGAAUUCCGGGAGAGGAAGCGAUUCGUGCCACGUAUAUUACGAAUACGCAGAUAUCGUUUGUCGAUGGGAAAAUUUAUUGUAAAGGAACAGUCAGAUCGGAUGGAAAUGCUAAUACACAGAUUUUCAAAUACACUCCAAACCAACAGUACUACCUCGUCGUUGCCAAAGGACAAACCUCCGCCUCUGGUCUUUCUUAUCACGGAAAUGUGAAUCGAUUCAAAUCGUCUCAACGUCUUCUGACAGAUAUGAAUGCUGGAAAUGGUACAUCAAGCACGACUCUUCUCAUUCUCCAUGCCAUAUUCAUGACUAUCGCCUGGAUGACAAUGGUCCCGACCGCCGUGAUUUUCGCCAGAGUUUUGAGAUCUUCGUGGCCAACUGUGAAGCCGGGAGGACUCUUGAUCUGGUUCCAUAUCCAUCGUGGCGCCAAUCUCAUUGGAAUCGCCCUUAUGAUCGCCGGUUUUGUGUUCAUUCUCGUCCAUAAAGAUUGGAAAUUCACGACGGCUGGAUGGGGUGGAAAACACGCGAUUAUUGGAAUUAUUGCAUUGUGUUUGGCAUGGUUACAACCAUUUAUUAGUACUCUCAGAUGCUCUCCAAACGAUCCGAGACGCCCGAUUUUCAAUUAUAUUCAUAGAGGAAUCGGAGUGAUUGCGAUGGUUUUGGCUACCACCGCGAUCUGCAUCGCCGGAUACCACUUCACCCCGUCUCGACACGUCGCUCAACUCAUUCUUGCUCUCAUCCCGAUUUCUGUUAUUUUCGCUCUCUCAUUGUUCUUCAUCAUCUUCAAUAAUGUCGUCGAUGUGGACACCAAAUCAUUCACAAAGAACAAUGGAAAUUCGGCUCGAACUGAGAAUAUUCCGAUGAGGCCGACGUCUCAAAAGGAUUCGGAAACCACGUGGACGAUUACGAAUUCCACGUCAUCACCAACAACAGAGAAUAGUAAUCAGGAAGUGCCGGCGGAGAAAAAGAAAUUAUGGGUGAACCGAUUCCGUGAAUUCGUUGUCUAUGGAGCCGUACUCAUCUUCGUCGCCGUCGGAACCAUCCUCGCCGUAUUUUUCGGAUUGGCAUUCACUCCAUAG
This is a messenger RNA of Caenorhabditis remanei, 3051 nucleotides long. RefSeq lists its product as uncharacterized. The transcript is spliced from 13 exons. Gene Ontology annotation, molecular function: oxidoreductase activity, acting on metal ions. The coding region runs from base 1 to 3051 and encodes 1016 amino acids. NCBI's taxonomy places the organism in Eukaryota, Metazoa, Nematoda, Chromadorea, Rhabditida, Rhabditidae. The record is from RefSeq and is a predicted model, not a curated record.